UUAACUUUUUAUGCACCUGGGUUAAAUUUUAUGCAAAAUACACCUAAAGUUAAGAAUAAAAUAGAUGUAAAUAUUCUCUGUGAACAAUUCAAAGAUGAACUAUUGAAAGGUUCCUAAAUUUUGUGGAGUGACUUUAUUUUUUGGAUUCAGUUAAAAUGUUGGAAAACUGCUUUUCGGUGAAAGGUCGUGCAUACCUCGUCCAACUUGAUCACACAGGCCUUUCGUGGCACCUUGCUGACUCAACUCUAGAUGUAUAUCACGUGCCGGCACACCAGUUGCUGAGCUGCUGGAACUGCGUCAAGGGGUGUGUGGAUUGCUGCCCUUCUCUAGCGGAUGUCUUUCAUCCGACUUCGAAUGAGAGCAAAACUUAUUCCGAACCGUCAACAACUGACUUGCUCAACAACCAUGAACAACACCCCACUGUUACUUCAUACGCUGCGGUCUCAGCCACAGAUGUGGAUGUAUUCGUUACUAAAAACGGCCACGCCAUCACAAACGCAUCUCCUAAACAAAUUUUUCCAAAAAGUGGGCAGAUAGGGCCUAUUCCUAGCCCCAAAACUUCGAUCGCCUUCGAAGAAAAUGCCCCUGACCUUUCAUCUAAGCGUCCUCGACUGCGAGCUCAAAUAAAGAACUUGUCUUUGAUAUCGUGUAAGCAUUCUAAAAAAGACAAACAUGCGCUAGCUAUCGAAAUAUGUGAACGUGUGCUGCCGUCUUCUAGUAUUCGGUGCGGCUCUGGCAGUGCGAGUGAAGUCGUACGAGAUUGGCAAACCCGGGUAAUUGUCUUCAAUCACGACUACAGAGAUGUUGUCUUGACCUGGUACAGAGCGCUGUGGAAAAUUAUAUUGGAUGUACCGAAACGUCCUUGUCGCUUGGUGGCAAUCGUAAACCCGUUUGGGGGUAAGAAAACAGGCGCCGACAUCUACGCGAGACGCGUAGCCCCUUUACUACGACGUGCAGCCAUCGCCGUAACUGUGGCCAUGACAACUCACCUUGGUCAUGCUGAAUCACUCGCUGAAGAAGCAGCCAACACACCAGAUGUAGACGGGGUGGUGGUCGUGAGCGGGGACGGGGUGGUCGCCGAGGUGGCCUUGGGCUUGUUCAAAUACGCCACCCACAAGCACGGUGGCAACCUUGAUGACAUGUCUGCUACCGUCCCCAAGUCGACUAUCCGUAUCGGAUUCAUUGCCGGAGGCUCCACCAAUGCCUAUGCGUUCGCUUUAAACGGCAGCGACUGCCCAACUACGUCCACUUUGCAAAUUAUUAUGGGCGCUGAGCGGUUUGUUGAUAUCGCCGGGGUGUACUCCGAGAAUCGCUUGCUUCAUCUUAGCGUAACUGCAAUACAUUUAGGCUUCGUGAGUCGCACAAUGGAAAAUAGCAUUAAACUCCGAGCUCUCGGCCCCAUCAGAGACGUCAUUAGUGGGACCAAAGAGUUAAUUCUCAACAGGUCUGACUCGUACAGCUUUCGUUUUCUUGGGAACGCCAAUCAAGAGUCUUCUCCAUACGAUGAGGAUUUUUGUCAUGCUGGUUGUGUUACUUGCAAUUCCGACAGCCCCGACCAAGCCGCCUCCGCUUGGAUUGAGACACAAGGCGAUUAUCACAGUGUAACGGCAGCACUCAACACACUUGAGUGCCGUUACUGUAAGUACGGACUCUCACCAGCGUGUCAUAUCGGCGAUGGUACAGCUGACCUACUGCUCAAUUACAAAGCCCCUCUCAUUACCGUUCUCAAGCGCUUCGUCACGAUGUCAAGCUUUAAGGAUCAUCUAAGGCGGAACAAGGUUGAUGCGUUUCGUAGCAGUGAAAUUCAUUUCAAAAUGGAUGCAUUGACUCCAAUCAACUGCGACGGCGAGCUACGACACAGCGCAGAGUUUAUCAUGAAAGUUCACCGCCAACGCUUGGGGGUCUUCAGCUGGGGCCGGGAACCCGUCAGUUCUAUAGAUUUAUCCAGAGUUUCCAACAAGUUUAUUUAUUAAUAUGAUUCAAUUUUAUUGUACUUUAGAAAUAUAUUUUUGAAUACACAUAUGAACAAAU
Messenger RNA from Hyalella azteca, 2031 nucleotides. RefSeq names its product ceramide kinase. The record is from RefSeq and is a predicted model, not a curated record. Lineage: Eukaryota; Metazoa; Arthropoda; Malacostraca; Amphipoda; Hyalellidae. The transcript is spliced from 10 exons. The coding region runs from base 156 to 1973 and encodes 605 amino acids. Gene Ontology annotation, molecular function: kinase activity.